AUGGUUGCUCGGCUCCUCAAAUAUAUUGAAAAUUUGAACGAUGAUGAAUCUGGAAUGCCUGUGGGUUCGAUCGCUGGUGAUAACGGCAAUAAUAUUCCAUUGGACAGUGAUAUAUCUAAAAAAUCAUUUCAUCAAGAUGACUCGUCAAUAAGUAAUGAGAACAAGGAAAAUAUGUAUACAGUUAAAGAGACAGAUGGAUGUUUGGAUUUAGGCUUCCAUGGCGUACCCCACACGACUACCAAUUUAUACCAUUCAAUUAAAACGGAAAAACCUAUGUUUACAAGUGAUGGUCCUUUACGACGAAGUAAAAGAUUGCAAGUACCAGCAAUGCAUGAUAGAAACAAAGUCAUUGUAUAUUCUCCUGAUGAAGAUGAAUAUGGUAUAGUAUAUCAAAAGCCUGUUGGAAUUGCUAUUUUACCUAGUCCAAGAGAAGUUAGCAAACGUCAAAAAUUUCUCAGUCGUUUAAAUCGUUAUCGCAAUAAUAAUAAUAAUAAUAAUAAUAAUAAUAAUAAUAAUAAUAAGCAGAUGUUAAGAAAUGAGAAAAAUCGUCGUACCAAACGUCUUCGAAAACUAGCAAAGCAAUACAAACUAACGGAAAGUUCGCCGAAAGAGAAAGUAGAUAGAUGUUUUGAAAUUCAACUUGAUCCAGACGUUCAAUGGAUGCCAUCUACUGAAACGCAUUUAUCUACUAGUCUUAGUGAAAUAUCUUCAUCUCAACAAGUAAUAUUUCCAGAGAAAGCACAAUUCCCACAGAUUUCUUCUUCCACCUCUAUUGAAUGUUCAGUGUAUAUUGUUCCCGCACUGUCUGGUAUCUUUCCUAGUCAAGGUCAAUCUCAUAUUCCUUUUUUUGAAAUGGAUACAAAUCUUACACGAAUAUUUAGUAGUGAACAAGAAAGAUGCCAACUCCAUUGUGAUCCAGACGGUAUAAAUAUAUUCAAACUUAUGUUUCCUCGUCCACUCCCUGUUUCUCCAACAAUUCUUUAUGCUGUACAAAUUACGAGAUUCGCAUUUCCUUUCACAAAGGCAUGUAUGAUAUUUAUUCCAAAGGGUAUACCGUAUAAAUUUUUAAAUGCAACUAAAGAAGACUUACAUCUUUGUCGUUUUAGAUUUGUUUAA
Messenger RNA from Heterobilharzia americana, 1116 nucleotides. The record is from the annotation of a GenBank genome assembly. Lineage: Eukaryota; Metazoa; Platyhelminthes; Trematoda; Strigeidida; Schistosomatidae.